Molecule: messenger RNA, 2364 nt
Organism: Perca fluviatilis (European perch)
Lineage: Eukaryota; Metazoa; Chordata; Actinopteri; Perciformes; Percidae
Product: transmembrane protease serine 9-like
Exons: 10
Coding region: 1-1824 (607 amino acids)
Biological process (GO): proteolysis
Molecular function (GO): serine-type endopeptidase activity
Source: RefSeq, a predicted model, not a curated record
AUGGCUCUCUACAAGGUGAUCGGUGCGGUGGCUCUGCUGACUCUCCUGACACACGAGUCUCACUCACAACUAGAUGUGUGCGGUAAAACUCGGCUCAACACCAGGAUUGUUGGAGGACAGAACGCCCCUCCGGGUAACUGGCCCUGGCAAGCCAGCCUGCAAACAUCUGGGAGCCACUUCUGUGGAGGAUCCCUCAUUAACAGUCAAUGGGUGGUGACUGCUGCUAACUGCUUCUUAAGCAUCCCAGCCAGUCUGACUGUGUCUCUGGGUCUCCAGAGUCUACAGGGACCCAACCCCAAUGGGGUGUCUCGGACGGUAACAAAGAUCAUCGUAAAUCCUAACUUUGACUACAUGAUUGGUGACAACGACAUCUGCCUCCUGCAGCUCUCCUCACCAGUGACGUUCACAGAUUUCAUUGUUCCGAUCUACCUGGCAGCUCCAGGCAGCACCUUCUUCAGCGGCGUUAGCUCCUGGGUGACCGGCUUUGGCGCCAUUGCAUCCGGAGUUUACCCUCCUCUCCCAGUAAACCUAAUGGAGGUGAAUGUGCCAAUUGUGGGGAACAGACAGUGUAACUGCGAUUAUGGUGUGGGCCGAAUCACGAACAACAUGAUCUGUGCCGGGUUAAGUGCUGGAGGGAAGGGCCCCUGUCAGGGGGAUUCAGGUAGUCCGCUGGUGAGCAAGCAGGGCAGCCGCUGGAUCCUGGGGGGAAUCGUAAGUUUUGGAAAUGGUUGUGCCGAGCCUAAUACCCCAGGAGUCUACACCAGAGUGUCCCAAUAUCAGUCCUGGAUCAACAGCCAGAUCACCAGCAGCCAGCCGGGCUUUGUCACCUUUACAUCCACUGGAACUGACAGUGACCUCAGGAUCAGCUGUGCUGGCCUGCCACCGCCUCCAACCACCCUCCCUCCAACCACCCUCCCUCCAACCACCCUCCCUCCAACCACUACAACCACCCUCCCUCCAACCACUACAACCACCCUCCCUACAACCACAGUGUGCGGUAUAACUCGGCUCAACACCAGGAUUGUUGGAGGACAGAACGCCCCUCCGGGUAACUGGCCCUGGCAAGCCAGCCUGCAAACAUCUGGGGGACACUUCUGUGGAGGAUCCCUCAUUAACAGUGAAUGGGUGCUGACUGCUGCUCACUGCUUCCCAAGCAUCCCAGCCAGUCUGACUGUGUCUCUGGGUCUCCAGAGUCUACAGGGACCCAACCCCAAUGGGGUGUCUCGGACGGUAACAAAGGUCAUCGUAAAUCCUAACUAUAACGCCAUAAGUUAUGACAACGACAUCUGCCUCCUGCAGCUCUCCUCACCGGUGACCUUCACAGAUUUCCUUGUUCCGAUCUGCCUGGCAGCUCCAGGCAGCACCUUCUUCAGCGGCGUUAGCUCCUGGGUGACCGGCUUUGGCGCCAUUGCAUCCGGAGUUUACCCUCCUCUCCCAGUAAACCUAAUGGAGGUGAAUGUGCCAAUCAUGGGGAACAGACAGUGUAACUGUGACUAUGGUGUGGGCUCAAUCACGAACAACAUGAUCUGUGCUGGGUUAAGUGCUGGAGGGAAGGACACCUGUCAGGGGGAUUCAGGUGGUCCGCUGGUGAGCAAGCAGGGCAGCCGCUGGAUCCUGGGGGGAAUCGUAAGUUUUGGAAAUGGUUGUGCCCAGCCUAAUACCCCAGGAGUCUACACCAGAGUGUCCCAAUACCAGUCCUGGAUCAACAGCCAGAUCACCAGCAGCCAGCCGGGCUUUGUCACCUUCACGUCCACUGGAACUGACAGUGACCUCAGCAUCAGCUGUGCUGGCCUGCCACCGCCUCCAACCACCCUCCCUCCCUAAAACCACUACAACCAAACAACAACACAAAUUAAUGUAAAUGUUCUGAGUUUCUGAAGGGUAACUGCUAUCAGUCUAAAAUGAAGGGUGUAAAAUGAAGACUGGUUUAAGUUGCACUAAACAAAUGUCUAUGUAAUAUGUUGUCAAUUGUUGACAGUGACCUCAGCAUCAGCUGUGCUGGCCUGCCAUGAUUAUUUGUCAUUGACAUGAAGUGUCACCCUAAACUGACACAGAGAAGGAUGCAUUUAUGAUUACUUUGCAGAUAGAGUCAAACUAACUUUAUGUCAGAGAAGGCUUUAACACGUGCAAUGAAAUGAAAGCUACAGAAGCAUAUUUUGGAGGCCUGAGGAACACAGUAACUUUUAUCAGCUUGUCCAUCAUCUACCUCAGAGAGCUACUGUAUGUUUAUAUCUAUCUGAAGCAGUUUAUGUACACAAACUGUAUUUGCUGCACUUUAAAUGGAUAUUUCUUUGGUUUGAAUGCUUAAUGCCAAUUCUUGCAUAGUCUUGUCCAGUAAAUGUGAAGUCCUUUCUGUUCGCUUGA